Molecule: messenger RNA, 2484 nt
Organism: Hemicordylus capensis (graceful crag lizard)
Lineage: Eukaryota; Metazoa; Chordata; Lepidosauria; Squamata; Cordylidae
Gene: OLFM3
Product: olfactomedin 3
Exons: 7
Coding region: 318-1796 (492 amino acids)
Biological process (GO): signal transduction
Source: RefSeq, a predicted model, not a curated record
UCAGCAGCGCAGGCUUGCCUCCCCUCCUCUUGGGUCCCUGUGCAAACUUUUCUUCGGGGUGGGCUGGCUGGUGGCGGAGGGAGCUGGCGGCGCGCGCCACGGCCAGCCCGCCUCUCCCUGCCCUCCUCUGCCUGCCUGGGCUUGUCGCCCCCUCCCUCGCUCGCUCGCUCUCCCUCUCCGCUCUAAGAAGGAUGCCUGCGGAAUGAAUGAGCGUCCCCCGGGCUGCCGCUGCUAUUGCUGCUGCUCCCAGCAUUCUGGCUGUGGCAGGCGGGCGUGCAAAAAGUCUAACUGACUAGAGUGGUCCCUGCAGUGACUGAAUGAAGGAGAGUCUGAGGGAGGAGGAGGUGGCGAGUAGCAGCCCAGCAGCCCCGGGAUCAGCAUGCAGCCUUCCGCCAGCAUUCUCAACCUCUUGCUGUUGGCUCUCCUGGCUGGGCUGGAUUCUUCCAAGACUCAAAUUAGUCCCAAAGAAGGGUGGCAAGUCUAUAGUUCAGCCCAAGACCCAGACGGGCGAUGUAUUUGCACUGUGGUUGCACCAGAACAAAACCUCUGCUCCAGAGACGCCAAAAGCAGGCAGCUUAGACAGUUGCUCGAGAAGCAGAGAAGAGGCAGGGAGUGGCACAGAAGUCACAACACAGGUUCAGAAUAUGUCUCAGUCCAUUGAAGUUUUAAACCUACGGACUCAGAGGGAUUUCCAGUAUGUUUUAAAAAUGGAAACACAAAUGAAAGGGCUGAAGGCCAAGUUCCGGCAAAUUGAAGAUGACCGGAAGACCUUAAUGACAAAGCAUUUUCAAGAAUUGAAAGAAAAGAUGGAUGAGCUCCUGCCACUGAUACCAGUUCUGGAACAGUACAAAACUGAUGCCAAGUUAAUCACCCAGUUCAAGGAGGAAAUUAGAAAUCUGUCUUCAGUUCUCACUGGGAUCCAAGAGGAAAUUGGUGCCUAUGAUUAUGAGGAACUACAUCAGCGAGUACUCAAUUUGGAAACCAGACUUCGAGUCUGCAUGAAAAAACUUACAUGUGGCAAACUGAUGAAAAUCACUGGCCCUAUUACAGUCAAGACAUCUGGAACUCGGUUUGGAGCAUGGAUGACAGAUCCAUUAGCAUCAGAGAAAAACAACAGAGUCUGGUACAUGGACAGUUAUACCAACAACAAAAUAGUCCGUGAAUACAAAUCAAUAGCAGACUUUGUCAGUGGAGCUGAGUCAAGGACAUAUAAUCUCCCUUUCAAGUGGUCAGGAACCAACCAUGUGGUUUAUAAUGGGUCUCUCUACUUUAACAAAUACCAGAGCAACAUUAUCAUCAAGUACAGCUUUGAUACUGGGCGGGUGCUUGCUCAGCGUAGCCUGGAGUAUGCAGGUUUUCACAACGUGUACCCAUACUCCUGGGGUGGCUUCUCAGAUAUCGACCUGAUGGCAGAUGAAAUUGGCUUGUGGGCCGUAUACGCGACCAACCAGAAUGCAGGCAACAUUGUCAUUAGUCAACUGAACCAGGAUACUUUGGAAGUGAUGAAAAGCUGGAGCACAGGAUACCCAAAGAGAAGUGCUGGGGAAUCCUUUAUGAUCUGUGGCACCUUGUAUGUCACCAAUUCUCACUUAACCGGAGCCAAGGUCUACUACUCAUACUCCACAAAAACCUCCACGUACGAAUACACAGACAUACCCUUUCAUAAUCAAUACUUUCAUAUAUCCAUGCUUGACUACAAUGCCAGAGAUAGGGCUCUGUAUGCCUGGAAUAAUGGACACCAGGUCCUCUUCAACGUCACUCUUUUCCACAUCAUUAAAACAGAAGAUGACACAUAAACUCUACGUUGAUUUUGGCCACCUCAAAGCAGUGUCAUGUACGCUGAACUCAAAAGUAUCCUGCUGGGUUUCUUUUAAGUUCUUUUUUCAGUAUGAAUAAAAUAAAAGCUUUUUCUACAGUAUAAUGUAUUCCAAAUAUGGCGGAGCCUUUCUUUAAAAUGACCUGGUUGGAAUUACAGGUAUCUUUCUUAACUCUACACAAGGCCUGCCAUGACUUUGUCAUGGAAAGCACUAAAGUUGAUUUCAGUGGCUAAAGACAUUGUUUAAAAACAAGAUUAAUGAUCUGCCUUAUAUUAGAGUCAGAGACUAAUGGUGGCUUAACUGCAUGAAUGUCUUUUUAUACCAUACAUCAUUUUUUUUAAAAAAAAUCUGGCCAAUUGCUCAACAUCAAAAUAUAUUUGGACAUUAAAUUGAAACAGAAUGUGCAUCAAUCAUCUUUGGUUAAAAAAAAACAAACCUUCCAAAGUUGAAUAUUUCAGAUAUUGAUUUCUUUAGGGGUGACAAAAUUUAAAAUACUGUUGGCUGUUACACAAUUUCAGAUGCGGUGCUGUACAGUCUGUUUUUAAACCUCUUGCAAGCAAUUUCUCGAUAUGUAUUUAUACCAUUGUGUCCACCAUUGUGCAAUUGUAUCUCUUCACUUCUGUGAAAUUCAACUAUUUUUUAUAAAAUACAUUGAAGUUUCAUCACA